This is a messenger RNA of Microcebus murinus (gray mouse lemur), 8777 nucleotides long. RefSeq names its product calneuron 1 (gene CALN1). Gene Ontology annotation, cellular component: trans-Golgi network membrane. Lineage: Eukaryota; Metazoa; Chordata; Mammalia; Primates; Cheirogaleidae. The record is from RefSeq and is a predicted model, not a curated record. Gene Ontology annotation, molecular function: calcium ion binding.
GGGCUGCUCGCGCGGGCGGGGGCAGAGCGGGCGCGGCGCUGCGGGCGACCGCAAGGCCCCGGGGGGCCCGCCGGGGAGGAGCCGGGAGGAGGCCAGAGCUGCAUGGAGUUUCUGGGGCGCGCAACUCCGGCGGGGCCUCGGCCACUGGGCUCCGGGGCGCAGCGAGGCAGCCGCGCACAUGGGCUGAGCCCGCGCGGCCAGCGGGCGCGGGAGGGGUAGAGCGGCGCGCGGUGCCGGGGGUGCGGGGCACGCGUCCCCAGACGGGAGCAGAGGACAAGGACAGGGAGGCACGCGCCCAGAUCGCGCUCCGAGCCGACGAGGGGCUCGCGCCGGCCCCGGCGCGCGCGUGGGGAGCGGCCCGGGGGCGCCUAGGGAGCCGGCGGCAGCGAGGAUGCCGGCGCGGGGACGCGGCUGCCGGCUGGGGGUGUGAGCCAGAGGCUGAGCGCUGCCCGCUCGCCGCCUCCAUUCCGCGCCGCCCCCUCCCUGCGGGCCUCGCAAGACGCCCCCCGCGCCGCGCGGAGGCACCUCGGCAGCCGGGCUGCGGGGCCCCGGCCCAGCGAGAGGGAGAAGAUGCCGUUCCACCAUGUGACCGCUGGCUUGUUGUACAAGGGGAAUUACCUCAACCGGUCACUCUCUGCUGGCAGCGACAGUGAGCAGCUGGCUAAUAUCUCGGUGGAGGAGCUUGACGAAAUCCGAGAGGCCUUUCGGGUUCUGGACCGCGAUGGGAACGGCUUCAUCUCCAAGCAGGAGCUGGGCAUGGCCAUGCGCUCCUUGGGGUACAUGCCCAGCGAGGUGGAGCUGGCCAUCAUCAUGCAGCGCCUGGACAUGGACGGGGAUGGCCAAGUGGAUUUUGACGAAUUCAUGACAAUUCUUGGCCCCAAACUGGUGUCUUCAGAAGGUCGUGAUGGUUUUCUUGGCAACACAAUAGAUAGCAUAUUCUGGCAGUUUGACAUGCAGAGGAUAACUCUGGAAGAGCUGAAGCACAUUCUCUACCACGCCUUCCGGGACCACCUCACGAUGAAGGACAUUGAGAACAUCAUCAUCAACGAGGAAGAAAGCCUGAAUGAGACCUCGGGGAACUGCCAGACAGAGUUUGAAGGAGUGCACUCCCAGAAACAGAACAGGCAGACCUGCGUGCGGAAGAGCCUCAUCUGCGCCUUCGCCAUGGCCUUCAUCAUAAGCGUCAUGCUGAUCGCGGCCAAUCAGAUCCUCCGGAGCGGGAUGGAGUAGCGGCCGCCGGCCACCCACGCUGCCCCCAUGCACGUGCGCGCCCGGGGCGGACUCCUCCUCCUGCACGCAGCGGACACAGACCUACGGGUGGAUGCGGACGCGGGGACAGUUCAGGCAAGAACCCAAGCUUGAGCGCAGCUGGGGUUGCAAAUCACCUUCAUCUCCUUGGCAGGGACACAAAAGGGCUGUCUUCAAUGCUUUAAUGGUUUCGUUUCCUAAUGCAAUAAAUAGCCAGGAGUUCCGAAUUUUUGCUUCAACCACCAGUAGUAACUCUAAAAAAAAAAAUCUUCAUUUCAUCUCGGAAUUCCAGUGGCCAUCCAAGUGUCAUGGUGAGAGAGCGAGAGAGAGAGGCGUGAACACGCAGUCACCUCCACAUCCCAUUCUUUCAACCCAGGGGGCGACAGGAGACCCCCCCACUGAGGCCAACCCUCAGUCCCAAGAGGCUGACUUCCGGGUUGCCCCAGAAGAGGGUGGCUUUCCAUCUCGCCCUGGCUUCCUUCCUCCACCCAUUGGAGACCCCCCCAAGGCAUGAGGGGAAAGCCAUUAAGUGGGGUGCAGCCCCUGGCGGUUUGCAGCUGCACCCCCCAUUGCUUCCGUUCUUACUGCCUUUUCUGCAGGACUCCGGUUGGUAGAGCUGGGGAGCUCUCAGUUUCCAUGGCCCUCGGCUUUCUGUUCCUAGAGCCCAUCCCGCACCAGCAUUUUGGAAUCUGCAGAGAGCCUUCCUCCCAGCUUUGCCGCCUGUGCUGCCAUUAGAGAAAAAGAAGCGUAAACCGUGGGCAUCUCUAUAACAUAGACACAUAGACAGACGCAUAUACUCGGCUUCUUCAUAUGUGACGUCCUUCCCUAAUCGCUUACCCCUGAUAUAAGCUUGUCUUCCCUCCCACACUCAUCCCUGCUUCUCUGGGGCAGGGGUGAAGCAGGUUGGGCGAGAGGGAGAUUGAGACUGGUGGUGAGGUGUUGACAGCCCACACCCAGCCAUCUGGAGUCCCGGAGAGCCACCACCACUCCGUGCGGGACGACCUCUGUAAGUUAAGGUCCUCGUGCAUCUUACCUUUCCUUGGUCUUGGAAUUUGCUUUGUUAGUUAGCCUUCCCCAGCUAAAAGGAGAAACCCAAUCCAAAGCGGAAAGAUGGAAAGCUCCAACGACUGUGUUUCAUGUAAUGUCAUCUGGCGUUCAGAUUUUGCAACUGACUCAUUUUCACAAGAAAGAGGAGGGAAAAGAUAUCAAUGAGCUUAGCCAACAGGACAGGUAACUUACUCCUGCCUGCCGAAGACUUCCGCCGGGGAAGGGAACUGAACACCAUUUCAAGUCUGUGAUUUCCAGAUCGUUCCUAGACGCCGUUUCAGCCACCACUAUUAAGUCAAGCUUGCAUAGUCAGAUUAGCCAAUAAUCUCUAGACGUAAUAUUUCCCUUCGGACUCUUUUCCAAGCUCAGGUCUUUAUUUCUGUAAUGGAAUGUCUUGCUCCUUUUUCUUUCGAUUACGUCCUAAAGCUACAUGUUUUUUCCCUUCUCCUUUCUGCCCUUUCUCCCAGCAUAGAGACGCCAGGAUAUUUCCUGUCUCAGUGCAGGGGGUUGGCUUUCUGGCGCAGUGUGUGUUCUGAUCUUCCGAAGCCCGUCUUCCCUCUCAGCUUUCCCCCUACUGCCUUCUCAGACUUGGAGCAUCCAAGGUCUCCGAUUAGGGUCUUCUUCUAAUCCACCUCUGCAGGUGCCUCCAGCCACAGCCUGGGGGCAGCUGGAGAAACUUUCCCCCCAUGGGAGAGUGUGAAUAUUUCUGAUGAGCACAGGUAAAACUAGGGUUUGAGCCAUAGUGUGGAGGAGGAAGCAGAUAUAAGCUCCCAAGAGCCCAGGGGACUGAGCGCCCCUCUGCACAACUUCCUGGAGUCCAGCCCAUCCCCCCCUUACCUGCCCGGCCACCAGCCACCGUGCACACUGCAUGCCCGCCCCUUCUGUCACUCCCCUUGGCUGACUCACCACGGGCCCAUUGGGAUCAGAAUUCUAAACUAGAGCAGGUGCAUGUAGAAUACUAAUAUAUCGGAUGCCUUCAUCCUCAGUUUCGGCCCAGGGCAGCUUGACCCCUCCCAGCUGGACAUGCAUGGGAGGCAUAGUAGAACGUGCAGGGCCAUGCUUCCCUAUCUUUCACUGACCCCUAUGCCACUAAACCAUGUCCUCCUGGAAACAAGGGUACAGGACCCUAAGUAGACUGGGUAGAAAUCCCAGGGAUGAUUCUCGAAGGAGCCCUGCCCCAUGAGUGGGGAGUGUAGUACUGCAGCCAAGGCUGGCCUUCAGGGCAGAAAAAUGGACUUAUUCAAAACCUGCUUUUCUGCAAAUUUUUCUGCCUCCUUCUGGAGAACAGAGACCCCGAAGGAUGUGGGGGUUAGAUUUCAUUGGCAGAGAGAUUAACCACUGUGCAGGGGUGGGGGUGAAAGGCAUUAUAGAGAGACACCAACAGUUUAUAUUCUACAAAGGUCAGCGGUCCUUCCCUAAAGAUGACCCUUUCCCUUCUCACGGUGACCUGGAAGCAGUCCAUCCUGCCCGGGAGAAAAUCUAGAAUAAUGCAUUCCUCUGGGUAUUGCUGGGAUGAGAGGGCAAGAAGGAAGCCACAGCAUUCUUUUUGACAGCCUAGGAAUUAAGCUCCUACCAUGGUGAUCUGCCACGUGGUACCCAGAGGCUGAAGGACACAGUGUGUGGAGACAGCACUGAACGAGUGACAUCCAUUAGACUUUGGGAGCUCAAAGUUUGUCCCUGUGACUUGCACCCUGGCUGCUUUGCUUGGACAGUCUGUCUUGGGUAUAUGGAAGGUUUCUUUGUCGGCCAUCCAACUCUGCAGCCCUCCUCACACAAAUCCUAUGCCAGGGCCCCGUGCUAGCUAGAGUCCCCAUCACAGUGGCUAUGGUGCUCGUGACUGAAAGUUCCAGAAGGUCCAGGUCUCCCAUGCCCAAGGAGUACCAUGUGACUCCAGCCGGGGGAAGGGGGUGACUUUUCUAGGAACUGAGAUGGAGGAGCCCAACCCUCACUCUGUUUUCCCAGGUGAUAACAGACUUAGGAGCCAGCGACCUGGGCUGCCAGCCAUGGGGUGGCUGAGUAAUCAGCAAACUCAGCUUGGCUCAGUCUUGCUACAAGAGCAGGUGCCCCCGAUGACACAAGCAAUGAUGAGGGAGACAGAGGCAUUUUACUUGGGAGAGAAAGGGAAGUGGGCCCUGGCUCCCGUGACCCUCAAAGAAGCUGUCUCCCCCAUUCCAGAUGCAGACAGAGCCCCUGAACAGGACCCAGCGUCAGAACUAUUAGCAGUGACUUCCAGAAUGUGCGUGGGUCCCACGUGACCAAUCUGUUAAAAAGAAAAAAAAAAAGAUAUUGCCAUGGCAACCCAUGCAUUCCACCCUGAGUUUGCCAAGGCACACAAAAAUAGGGAACAUUUUCUUAAAGAACACUUCACUUCUGCCUGAUUUCAACCUGACUCCCUGCAUCCACAUCCUGCUGGGAGGAGAAAUUACCCCCAAAGAAUCUGGGUGGUUUCUCUGCCUUUUUCUCUUGUGUUUGAACUUGUCCUUCUAUUUACUCGGUACAACAGGAGCUACCCGUAAGCCCAGUGGUGUCCUUCCCAGCCCACCCUUAGCCCUACCUCCUAAGGCCCAGAGCAAGGACCCCUUAAUCUAGGCAAAUAGGCAGAAAUGUCAUCUGGAAGACAAACAGUAAAUUUAAGCCUUCAGUCUUUAAAAGCAUCUGUUUGCAUGUUAAGAAGCUUCCCCACAAGCCAGAAAUGUGAACUUCAGGGAACUGGGGUCUCCACGUGGUUUCAGGCAAGCCCAGUGGUUUCAGAAGUGUCCAUGUAUUUUAUUUGUAGAGAACAAGGUGUGUAAAGAAAAAAAAUUCUUCUUUCUUGAUAUCUGCUCCUGUCUCAGAUGUCACAUGACAUCUUGUGCUUCUCCAAAGGAACCUAUGAAAGAUGGGCAGCGCAUUUUGACAAUAAAGCCCCUCCCAGCCUCCCAUCCACAGAAUCAUAAGGUGAUAUAUCUAAGAACUUGGAGAGAAAAAUUUAUCUUUUAUUUCAAAUGCCUCCUACGGGGCUUAAGUCCAGACUCAGGUCAUAAAUCAAAGAGAGAUUUGCACGUUGCUCUUAACCUGUAGCUAGCAGCCUCCCUGGGACCCUAGGAGGGCACGGCCGGAAAAUGAAGAGUGUGACCACCAAGGACAGCUCCCCGGGUUGGGCUGGCCUGGCCUCUCCCAGCUGCAUGCCCUGGAACCCUGUUUCAGCUGAGCUUUUGUUCUCCGUCAAGGAAGCUGCUGAGCUCUACCCCUUCCUACUAGAGGUCUUCAGCCAGACUGGGUCAUUACUGUGCCAUUUCUCCAAAGGCUCACGACUCUUGAUGUUCAUCCUUUGCCAGGGAGGGUCUAGAAGAUACAGAUACAGGGAAGGGUCUAGAAGCCACCUGCAAGGAGGGACUGUGAUGAUGAUGCAGAUGAACUGAGAUUAAGCUUCUAGACUCCGGCACAUGCUGGUUGUAUGAGCAGGAGUUCUGCAGAGCUGCGAUCCCAGGAGAACAUCUGCCUGAAACGACCUCAGAUGAGAACAUUCUUGCUGGCCUUUUCAGAGAUCCCCAUGGGGCUAAGAGUCCGUUACCUGAAGGCCUUGCCGCAGCCAUCUUCCCUCACCACCUGAUUACUCAAGUUCCCCAGAAGGGAAAGUUCUAUCUGAAACAGAACAGAAGCAUUAUUCAGCAGCUAGGGUUUUCAAUUUGAAUUAUUUAAAGCAAUGGCAAAGCAAAGGAGGAUUUGGGCUGCUGCUUACAGACCUGGUCUCCGUGACAAUUUAAGUGUCAGAACUGUUCAGCUCACUUCAUACUUGCUUUGACUGAGUCACUCAGGGGACUGUCCUCAGUUUUGUGGCCUUGCAGUAGACAGUUGGCUUGGAGGAAUGAGGUCAAGUGCACCAACCAGCCAAGCAUUUCUCUUAGUGUCCUACGCUCGUUGCUAAUGCACAUGGUCAUUUUUGACAGCUACAGUUUCUACUUAAUACUGGCUUGGGACCCUCUUCAUACGGUCUCAAGGGACAUGAUAAUAAUGUUCAAGAAGUCGUCAAGGCAAAAUUAAUUUGAUUCAUUUGGCAUGAAAUCAGAAUCAGGUGUUUCCAGUCCCACAAAGACUGUCCUUUGAAACUGGACAAAACUUGCCCAGUCCCCUUGCCCCUACCCUACCUUGGGCAGUGUGUCAGUUGAGCUGUGCCGGGCAUGGUCUCACCCACCCCUUUCCCGGGGCAUGCUGGGUUGGCUUGCAAACUAGUGCUUCUCACUGUUAGAAGUUACUGUCCAAGUGAAAAGGAUGCAGAGGCUGGAAUUUUCCAGUGCGUUCAAAGAGCAAGCUAACUAGGAAGGAAUAUUCCAGGGAAUGCAAAACUCAACUGUGAUGCUGCUCCAUCCUUGGAUCUGAGAAAGGGGAAAAAAAGGUUUUUAAAGGGCUGCAGAUGCUACUGGUCUCUGAAUGUCUUCCCUGGAUAGCUGGCCUACUUUGGGAACAUGCAGGGGAUUGAGUGCCACGGGGCUGCCCAUCAGCCUGGUCCGCAUGACAUGCUCUGCGCAUUUCCUCGGAGGAUGCUGACAUCUGUCAAGCACAGAAUGCCUCUCCCGGGGCUCGCAGACCUGUUGAACCGAGGCCAGGAGAGCAGAGCAGAGAACUUGAAGUCUGGUCAGAUCUACCAGCUGGGAAGGGCACAGGCAGAAGGACUGUCCCACCCACCAGCCAGGUUCUGCUGAGUGGCUUCCCUCCCUGGCUCCAGGUUUCUCGUCUCUAAAGCCAGAGGAAAGGGAAACCAGAAGAACCGUCCCAUUGUGACAUUCCGUGUGAAAUAAAUCAGAGUGAAUGUUCACUAUCGAGAGGGCCCCGUUUCCCUCAUGAAUUGCAUUAAGGACUGGCAGCUUUUUUGUUUGUUUGUUUUUUAAACACAGGUCCCAAGAGACUGUUGUGGUUAAAGUAUCUCUUUUGGUGUCCAGUUGUCUGUAAGUGAAACGAUGCCAUUGGUCUAUGUUGAAUGUGUCACGCCUUGCAGGCAAAAGGUUUUGUUUAUUCCCUAAGGACUUGCUGAUUCAAGGGAGCCUCAAAAUGGGCGUUGAGUCCUUGUCUCAGCCAGUGUGAAAAUAAAGGGAUUCAGUCACCUCGCCACGGGUCACGUGACUCAGAAUUCCUGAGUAAAGCAGAUGAAAUGAAGAGCCAGAUUCCAGGUGAAGAUGUUUGUUUCUCCAUCUGAGAAAGCCCAUCCGAAAGCUACUGAAAAAAAGAGCACAAUUUCCAGUCAUUUCUUUCUUUCCUUUUUUCCUCUGGCCACUGCAACAGCAGUUCCAGAAUAUGUUGACAGUGGUUUGUAAUUAUUUGUAUCACGAAGAAGGAAGAGAGUCAUGAUCUCUGGUGAUUGUCAGGAAUUAGAUGAAUAGUUCCGGGGACCGGCCACCUGCAGUCACCCUCAGAUGGCGGAUGAGUGAUGCUGAGCACAGGUGUACGCCUUAGGUGUGACCCAAGCAUGCAGAAGGCAGCAGGAGAGCAGCUGUAGGACCACAAAAAUCUCCAGCCCUUCUGCCCCAUGCCAACACAAAAUCCUAGGCUCUUGGUUUUUUUUUUUUUUUCUCUUUUCCUAAAGUAGACUGAUGUCUCAGCGAUUGUUUUUAUAGCAAGCCCUGUUGUUCUUUCUUGGAAAGACCUAGAUUGGCCAAGAAAGGACCCUGUUGGCUCCUGUAGGAGACUGGCACUAGCCAGCAUCUCUCAGCUUUCUCCAAGGAAAAUUAAAGAAUAUUCUUUCUUUCUUACCUGAAAAUCAGCUUUCAGGGGUCCUUGAAUGGCUUCUUAGUGGGGCUUGGUUUUGUUCCCCAGUUCUGAAUCCAGGAAGAAGCUAUUUCUCCAAGGACUAACCAAAGGCAGUGCCCUUGGAGGGGAGUCAGACUGAGAAAGUCUGGCUGGGCAGUGGGUUGACAAACUGUCACCUGGUAGGAGGGUGUGGGAGUGUCACUUUGAUCCUAGAGGUCAUUAGACUUCAGAUGUGCAUGCAUUGUUUCCCAAAGCACAGCAGGAAAUGACUGGAAUCCUUGCCCCUAAUAUGCCGGGUGUAAACAGAAGCACAGCUGAGGAUUAUUAUGGCCAGGAGAGGGGAGUUGGGCAGCUCUCAUACCCAGAAUGGGCCACUAAUACUGAAAUCACGGAUCACAACCUUCCCGAUCACCACAUUGACAUUCCUUUUUUUUUUUUUCCAAUUCAGUAUUAGUUGAUGAUUUCUGCUAUUACGUGAUGCGAGAGAGUCAGCAGACUAGUCAAAAGGAAAAAAAUAUCUUUAUAUAAAAUGUAAAUAUUAAUAUAAAUUAACUUGGCAUGCAACUUACUGAUCAAAUGAAGUAUAUAUUAUUAAUAUGUUAUCUCAGUGUAUAAAGGAAAACUGACUGCCAUAUUAACCAGAUGUUUUCUUUAACCAAACUUGUCUGUAAAUAUAUAAUCUGUAUAAAAAAGAGUCUAAUUUACCAUUAUUUAUGCAAUAGAAAAAAAAAUAAAAGUUCUCUCUCUUUUUUUUUUUU